AGGGACCACUUCCAUUUUAAAGCAGGACAAGAAACCAGAGUGCUCAUUAUAAUAGUUUCCUGCUUCUCAGCCCUUCUCUGAAGCUUAAGAAUCCAAAUCUAAAACAUUAUGGCUGUGGAGGGAGGAAUGAAGUGUGUGAAGUUCCUGCUUUUUUCCUUCAACUUUGUUUUCUUGCUUUGUGGCCUGGCUGUCAUCGUAGUGGGAGUUGUGGUAGGGGCAACUCUGAGCAGCCUUCCUGAGAGUGAGCAGGAGGCUAGCAAAGGGUCCUCCACUGUGAUUACCGUGGUAGGUGUUGUCAUCUUCUUCAUCGCCUUCUUCGGUUGCUGUGGCGCAUGGAAAGAGAACUACUGCAUGGUCACGACGUUUGUCAUCCUGCUCUCCCUCGUCUUGAUCACUGAAAUUUUGUUAUCCAUUGGUGGAUAUGUCUUAACUAACACGAUGCUCGUUAUUAUGGAUGAGGGCCUGCAGGAAAUGAUCAGCGAGUACGAAACAAAUGAAGAGUUUAAGGAUGGCAUGGACAAAAUGCAGCAAAUGCUGAAAUGCUGUGGAGGAGUGAAUGUCUCCGACUGGGCGGACUUCCAGGCUGACGGUAUCUCCGUCCCUGACUCUUGCUGCAGGAACAUCACACUGAACUGUGGAAUCGGAGCCAUGAACAACGGCAACGAAAUCUACACAAGAGCUUGUGGGACUGCUCUGGAGAAUUUGAUCAAGCUAGUCAGGUGCUGGUUUGGAGUAGCAGCUCUUGUUAUUGCCUUCAUAGAGAUCUUGGCUGUUGUGUUUGCCUGUACGCUGAUGAGGGGGAUCCACAAAGGCUACGAGAAUCAAGAGGUCUCGCUGUCAUAGCAUGAAGAUGAACUACGCAAAACCACCAUGCAGCUGAUAAGAGACCCUGCGUUUUUCUGCAGUUGUCAGAGACGUGCCUGGCCAGUAUCAGGAUAGUACAGUGUAGCCCUCAUGUUGAGUGAAUGACCUUGAAGUUCUAAGUAUAUGAAAGGAGAUGAUGCUAACGUUCUUAUUUUUUAGACUUUUAAAAGGGCAAAAAAUCAUUCUGUUUACAUGGAGUUUUGCCUUUUUUUUUUUGUCCUUAUGAACAUUCAUGGUCAGAAUACUAUGGUCAGGGGUGCCAGGUCCUCAAGACAACAAGCCAAGUUGCCAAAAAUUUCACAAAAACCUAAAGAUCAGUAAAACCAGUUCAAAUCCACAACUUAAAAUGUAACCCUUCCAAAGCACGUCAUUACCAGAAGUAGUGUAAUAUUUAUGAAGUAACAUUGUACAAUACACUGUAAUGAAGCAAUAUUAAAACAACAGAUUUCCUAAAUAUCAGAUAUACAAGAUCAUUUUAGGACAUACAAUGGAUAUACAAAGUCUACACACUCCUGUUAAAAUGGCAGGGUUUUGUGAUGUAAAAAAAGAUACCGAGAUAAAUGUGCACACCCCUAUACAAAGUUGAAGUACUUUAAUUUUUAUCGCAGAAUUCAAUCUUUUUGGGUAUGAGUCAAUCAGUUUGGCACAUCUUGACUUGGCAAUAUCUCUUUCUUGCAAAAACAUGCUAGAUCCAAUAAAUUGUGAGGGCAUCUCCUGUGCACAGCCCGCUUCAGGUCACCCCACAGAUUGUUAGUUGGAUUCAGGUCUGGGCUCUAGCUAGAUCUUUCAAAAACAUUGAUCUUCUUUUGGUCGAGCCAUUCCUUUGUUGAUUUGGAUGUAUGCUUUGUAUUACUUGUCUGAAAGGUGAAAUUAUUUUUCUUCUUCAGCUUACUAGCAGACACCUGAAGGUUUUGCAGUAAAAUCGAAUGGUAUUUGUAGCUAUUCAUGAUUCCCUCCAUCUUGAUUUAAAAAAAAAAAAAAAAAGUCAUUCACAAUCAAAAAAAACAUUCACAUUUAAAAAAAGUCACAAACUUCUUACUGCUUACUUAUAUUUUCUUAUGCUAGAGUAUCUAACAUGGAGCGAUUUCUUGAAAUUUAACCAAAAAUCACCUGAGACAGUUUGAUGUUUUUUUAUUAUUAAAAAAAGCAAAGGGUUGUCACAUCAGAUAUUGACUUUGGUUAAUUUAUUACUGUUUCCUGUUCUUUAUAGUGUAUAUAUUAUGUAAAAACUUUCGAAAGUUAUGUAAAAAAUUUCGAAAGCAUGUUUGUCUUUCAGCAUUUCUUUGCAUGUGCCUGAGACUUCUGUACAGUACUGUAUAUCUCCACACAAGGACACUAACUCGUGUAAAUGAAGUCGACCCCGCAGAAAAAUCAUUAAAGUACUGAUGUACACAGUUAGAAUGAUUUGCUCCAUGUGUUGGGUUGAUUUAUAGUAAUGUAAUAAACAGCUUGGAGUUUAUUAUGUUUUUGCUUCCCUCAGUUUAGACAGCUGUAACUGAUAAGCCUCUGUAAAUGUACUUUGAUAUUAUAAAGCCGUGUUGCCAAUUCUACUAUAUAAAGAAUAUAACUAUUUUUUAUUUCACGUAUAAA
Pangasianodon hypophthalmus (striped catfish) is the source of this 2454-nucleotide messenger RNA. Its product is annotated as CD63 antigen. The coding region runs from base 109 to 843 and encodes 244 amino acids. The transcript is spliced from 9 exons. The record is from RefSeq and is a predicted model, not a curated record. Lineage: Eukaryota; Metazoa; Chordata; Actinopteri; Siluriformes; Pangasiidae. Gene Ontology annotation, cellular component: membrane.